This is a messenger RNA of Mesocricetus auratus (golden hamster), 954 nucleotides long. Its product is annotated as olfactory receptor 1468-like. Gene Ontology annotation, biological process: G protein-coupled receptor signaling pathway. The transcript has a single exon. Gene Ontology annotation, molecular function: olfactory receptor activity; G protein-coupled receptor activity. The record is from RefSeq and is a predicted model, not a curated record. Lineage: Eukaryota; Metazoa; Chordata; Mammalia; Rodentia; Cricetidae. Gene Ontology annotation, cellular component: membrane. The coding region runs from base 1 to 954 and encodes 317 amino acids.
AUGCAGGGAAACACAAAAAAGAACCAAACUGUCAUCUCCCAGUUCCUCCUCCUGGGCCUGCCCAUCCCAUCAGAGCACCAGAACCUGUUCUAUUCUCUAUUCCUGGCCAUGUAUAUCAUCACCAUCCUGGGGAACCUGCUCAUCAUCGUCCUCAUUCAACUGGACUCCCAUCUCCAUACACCUAUGUAUUCUUUACUCAGCAACUUGUCCUUCUCUGACUUCUGCUUUUCCUCUGUCACAAUGCCCAAAUUGCUGCAAAACAUGCAGAGUCAAGUUCCAUCCAUUCCCUAUGCAGGCUGCCUGGCACAAAUGUAUUUUUUCCUGUUUUUUGCAGAUCUUGAGAGCUUCCUCCUUGUGGCCAUGGCCUAUGACCGCUAUGUGGCCAUCUGCUUCCCCCUCCAUUACACCAGCAUUAUGAGUCCUAUGCUCUGUGUGAGUCUGGUGGUGCUGUCCUGGGUGCUGACUACAUUCCAUGCCCUGCUGCACACCCUACUCAUGGCCAGGUUGUCAUUCUGUGAGGACAAUGUGAUUCCUCACUUUUUCUGUGACAUGUCUGCUCUGCUGAAGCUGUCUUGCUCUGACACCCAUGUUAAUGAGUUGGUGAUAUUUAUCACUGGAGGCCUUAUUCUUGUUAUUCCAUUUGUGCUGAUCGUUGUAUCCUAUGCACGAAUUGUCUCCUCUAUUCUCAAAGUUCCUUCUGCUCGAGGUAUCCGUAAGGCCUUCUCCACCUGUGGCUCCCACCUGUCUGUGGUGUCACUGUUCUAUGGGACAGUCAUUGGUUUGUACUUAUGCCCAUCAGCUAAUAAUUCUACCGUGAAGGAGACUGUCAUGGGCAUGAUGUACACAGUUGUGACUCCCAUGCUAAACCCUUUCAUCUAUAGCUUGAGGAACAGAGACAUGAAGGGGGCCCUGGUUAGAGUCCUUUGCAAGAAGAAAAUACUUUUCUGUCUAUGA